AUGAUACCCUAACUAUCAUCAUUUAAGGCUCCUAAGUAAAGACAAAUAACCACAACACCAAGCAGCAAUACAUAUUUUCUAAAUUCGUAAAGAAAAUUAAAGUAGCCUUCUAAAUAUAUUUUAAGCUUCCUUACAACCAGCAGUCUAUAAUCGAUUUCAUACAUACAUUCAAGUUAGGUACUAAAUUAAACGCCUACCCUCAUUGAUAUCAAAGAAGUUAAAAAGGAACAGAAUCAGAUUUAAGCAAUACCUCCUUCUUUCAUGGAGCUUUAUGAUGAAUUUGAGAAUAAUUACAAAAUUGUUCAGAAGAUUAAAACUGAUCUCAAUAUCUCAUUAGAUAUAAAGUCAGAAGAAAAACCUCAUUAUAGUUAAGUUAUAAGCUAAAACUCAAUAAGGAAUCCUUCUCAAGCAGAAACUCGAAUUGCAAAUUUAUAGUUUUGUGAUAUUGAUUAAGAGUUGAAUUAGAGAUUACAUAUUAAUCGCUUUAAAUUUUAUUAUUUCAGAGCUUCCAUAUCGAAAUAAUAAUCUCCUCUAUUACUCACAAUUCAAUUUGAAAAUCAAAUAAAUUCUGCCUAAUAUAAAUUAUAUCUUUCUACUCAGCAUGAAUUUCCAACGAAAUUUAAUGCAGAACAUAAUCUCACCUCUAAUUUUUGUAAAAUCUAUACAAGCAGUCCGGAAAGCAUAUUUCAAGAAAACUACCUUUACAUAACAUUCUACACAGAAAUUGAUGUAAUUGUAAGAAUUAAAAUAUAAUUUGGUUGGGUCUAAUAGAGUAAAUCACCCAAAAAGUAAAUAAUAAAAAAAGAGUAUCCCAAAUUCCCAGGUUUGAUAUCAAAUACAAAGAUUGAUUUAAUAAAAAGGAAUCUUGAUACAAGUCAAUUUCAAUUGGUAAAAAAAACUGAUCUCUUGGCUGGAUUACUUGUAAAAUCAAUUAAAUAUAAAAUAGAGUGAAAGAGAAUCGAAAAGGAAGUAAGUUCUCUAAAAGAAAUAAGAAAUUGAUAGCGAACAAAAGAUAAAAUUAAAAACAUAAUACAGUGCGUAAAUGCUAAGAAACGAUUACAGAUUAUUUGAGAAGAUUUAUAAAUUGAAGUUGAAUAAAAAAAUAUAAGGAGAAUUGUUUUGGGCCCAACUUGUCAAUUUAAUUAGGUUUAUUGCUCAACUUAAAGCUAAAUUGAUAGUAAUAGAAUUUAUUAAUAUAAUUAGUAAUUUAAAUGCAAGAUGAGCAUUAAGGCCAACGGAAGAAUCAAAGCUUUGAGAUGUGGAUUAAAUCUAUUAAUUAAUAUCAGGAAGUUUGGACCAACACCUGAAAGAAGAUCAUUUUGUAAAAGUUUAUUAGCAAUCCAAAUGUUUACUGCCUAAAUUCAAUGUUUAAGAAAACGGAAAGCCCAAGCCAUUGCCACUUCAUUUAUUAAGGAAUGUAUCUCUAUCAUCCAUUUGGGACAUAGAUUACUCAAGACAAGACAUUAUGGUAAUAAUAACAAAUCUAUGUUUACUUAGUGAUAGUCUUGCAGAACAAGUUCAGAUUCUUUUAGAGAUAGAAGAAAAAGUAUUACGAGGAAUUUUGGCAGUUGGUAAUACGAAACUAUAAGGAAGUUAUACGGGGACUUACUCAGAGUCAAAGUAAUCAAAAAUAGAGGAGUAGAAGUUAAAAAUAAAUUUAUGCUUUUCAAAUAGAUAAUCAAUUGAUGCAAUUCUAGAUAGAUAAUUAUUAUUAUAGGCAAAAGUAGAUGUGGUUGGCAUUUUUACGUCAAAAGAUUCAAGAUAAACAACUGACUCUUUAUUUGAAUGAUAGAAAAAGCGAUGAGAUUAGAAAAGCCUUGAUUAAGUUUCAAGAGCCUAAACUGUUCUAACUUCCGUAAAUUAAUGAAGUGGCUGAAAUAAUUGAGUUGUAUGCAAAACAUAAAAAAAUGAUUUGA
Molecule: messenger RNA, 1916 nt
Organism: Paramecium octaurelia
Lineage: Eukaryota; Ciliophora; Oligohymenophorea; Peniculida; Parameciidae
Source: the annotation of a GenBank genome assembly